Messenger RNA from Lytechinus variegatus (green sea urchin), 2028 nucleotides. Its product is annotated as rhodopsin, G0-coupled-like. Gene Ontology annotation, cellular component: membrane. Gene Ontology annotation, molecular function: G protein-coupled receptor activity. The record is from RefSeq and is a predicted model, not a curated record. Gene Ontology annotation, biological process: G protein-coupled receptor signaling pathway. Bases 23 to 1510 code for a protein of 495 amino acids. Lineage: Eukaryota; Metazoa; Echinodermata; Echinoidea; Temnopleuroida; Toxopneustidae. The transcript has 5 exons.
CUCGAAUUGAGCUUAUCAACAGAUGGCGACGACGACGGAGUCAUAUCACUCCGGAACAGAAGCCCUUUCCAAUCUCCAGCCAGAGUACAUGACCCCUCUGUCUAAGACCGGAUACCUACUAACCGGUAUCUACCUUACAAUUGUCGGUACGAUCGCGACGAUUGGCAAUAUCACGGUGAUCUGUGUGCUGUUCCGUUAUGGGACCUUUCGGAAGCGGUCCAUCAAUCUUCUCCUAAUAAACAUGGCGGCCAGUGACUUGGGCGUAUCUGUGACCGGCUACCCUCUUACAACGUUAUCGGGGUACUGGGGACGAUGGCUCUUCGGGGAUGUUGGUUGCAAGUUCUACGCAUUUUGCGUCUAUACACUUUCUUGUAGUACCAUCACAACGCAUGCAGUCAUUGCAUUUUACCGAUACAUCUAUAUUGUGAAGACUGACCUCAGACCGAAAUUGACUGCGAAUUUCACGUCCAUUGUCAUCAUCUUUAUAUGGGUAUAUGCCUUAUUCUGGACUUUGACUCCCUUUGUCGGCUGGAGCAGUUACGUCUACGAGCCCUUCGGUACUUCUUGUUCUAUCAACUGGUUUGGACGAUCAUUCAAUGAUAUCUCCUACAUGGUGGCCUGUGUUAUCGGCGUCUAUCUUGUCCAGAUUAUCGUCAUGGUCUACUGUUACCACCACGUGGCUAAAAAAAUCAGAGGAAUAGACCCAGAACGAACCCAGGGAAAAGAUUCAGGUGUCAACGUCUUCAGGAAACUCCGAAGAAGAGAAGCAAAGAUAGACACACAUGUCACAAAGAUGUGUUUCAUGAUGAUGAUAAGCUUCAUAAUAGUCUGGACUCCUUACGCAGUUGAGAGUCUGAGGGUGGCUCACGUGCAUCGCAUCAGUGCUUUUUCAGCUGUCAUCCCAACAAUGUUCGCGAAAAGUUCUUGCAUGCUUAACCCCAUCAUAUUUUUGUCAUCGAGCUCCAAGUUCCGACGGGAUCUGCGCAAGAUGUGGAGUUCCCCUCCGUCCCACGAAUCGCUUCGCCAGGAAGAACGCAACAAGACGCAACCCUCGCUCUAUGUCCGACAUAGCGAUAUAUCCUCGGUAUACCGAAACAACACUGCUUCCGUGUACUAUGACAAAGAGCGAAUCUACAUCGGUGAAAUGCGCGCCACCAGUAUACAGAAGGAAGCUGAACUCAUGCGACGCGACCCGGAAGUGCUCUCGAUUGCGUCAUCGACAAGUUCUGACGUCCAUUUUGUGGUGAGGGAUUCGAAGAGGCCCAAAAGGGCCCUGGGACCGCGUGGCCCUGAAAUGUUUACAGCUUCUGGGUACACCAACCACGCGAGUUCAACGAGUGAUAGUGCUGGACAGUCGACGUCGUCUGGCACAAAGAGGACUGGUUUUGGAAGUCGUAAAGCGUCAAGACAAUAUUCCGUAAAGUCCCAGUCGGAAGAAACUGCAAAUUCGGGAGAAAUAUUUACUCUUGACGGUAGUGGUUUGGAAAUGAUGAGCUUACGAAGGCUUUAAGACUACUAUAUAAGAUGUAAAUGUUUGGCUAUUCUGUUGAUAUCUUAUUUAAAAAAUGGGGGGAAAUUCACUUUUGGAUGUGUAUGCAAACUGUUCCAAUUCUUUCCACUUUGAAGAUAAUUGUUGAUUAUUGUCACGCACAUUGGCGUCCUAUGAUUAUCCCACUGGCUUUAAGUGAGUCACGUUUGAUUUAUCACUCAGGUGUUUUGUCGUGUUAUCUGUACUUUUCUACACAUCGAAGUGUGUCUUACUGUGGAUUAUCUUAUGUGAAGGUGUCAGGUACCCUAUUACCUUGCCGACUACAGGUGUAUUCUUACAAAGUACCUGUAUCCCCAACAAAUUAUUUAUUUUUGAAAAGCUGACACAGAUAUUUGCUUUACACAUGUUUGCUUUAAGAUAAAGAAAUAAUUGUCAUUCAAGGCUUUGGCUUCGAAAACAAUGAUUUUUCAAUAAAUGACGUUCUACUUAUAAUUUCACAAGACUGGGGGUGAUUAAAGUUUUGAUGGAUUAUUUCAAUU